Molecule: messenger RNA, 187 nt
Organism: Funneliformis caledonium
Lineage: Eukaryota; Fungi; Glomeromycota; Glomeromycetes; Glomerales; Glomeraceae
Source: the annotation of a GenBank genome assembly
UGCUAUUAAAGAUAAUAACACGUUUGCUGAUACUGCUAGCUCUUUUAGUUCUAAUAAGCCUGUUAAUCCUAGUAAAGCUACUAACAAACCCCCUGUCCUAAGGUGGAAGGAUGAACCGAUAGAUGAUGACACCAUUUUGACAAUACAGUGUGUUCUACUCAUAAUAUCAAAAAUGGAACAGCAGCAG